Microthlaspi erraticum is the source of this 1524-nucleotide messenger RNA. NCBI's taxonomy places the organism in Eukaryota, Viridiplantae, Streptophyta, Magnoliopsida, Brassicales, Brassicaceae. The record is from the annotation of a GenBank genome assembly.
AUGAAGAUGACGAAACCAGUUCCAAAGCUUUGGGUUCUCAUCUCAAUUACGAUUAGUUUCUGUCUCUUCAUUCUGUUUCAAAUCCAUAUAUCAGAUUUAAUCGCCAAAAAUCCCCAAAUCACUCAACAAGUCAACAACUUCUUCAUCUCCAUCGCUUCUUCUUCUUCUUCACAUCAUCAAACCCUAAAUCUCACCGGAAAUGCUAACGAGAGCGAUGAAAACAGAGCGAAACCUCCAGAGAAAGAAGAUACUUGCGCCGGAAGGUACAUCUAUAUGCACAAACUUCCAAACAAAUUCAACGACGACAUCAUCAAAAACUGUCGACCACUCAUCAAAUGGUUCGACAUGUGUCCAUUCAUGGUCAACUCCGGUCUCGGUCCACAGGUUUCAGUCUCCGACAACACCACUGCUCACGUCUUAACCACGAGAACCGGUUCUUGGUACUCAACAAACCAGUUCUUGCUCGCGGUUAUCUUCCGAGAGAGGAUGAAACACUACGAGUGUUUAACCAAAGAUCCCUCCCUAGCCUCAGCGAUCUACGUCCCGUUCUACGCCGGAUUCGACGUCAGCCGUCACCUCUGGGGAUACAACACAACGGUGAGAGACGAACUGGCGAUAAAGCUCGCUAAAUGGCUAAGCAAGAGACCCGAAUGGAUGAAGAUGAACGGUCGAGAUCACUUCUUUGCAACAGGACGCAUCGCUUGGGAUUUCAGGAGAGUUUCUGAUCAAGAUUCCGACUGGGGAAACAAACUCAUGCUUCUGCCUGAGUUCUCAAACAUGACGAUGUUAGCCAUCGAAACGACCGCUUGGACCAACGAGUUCGCGGUUCCUUAUCCGACUUACUUCCAUCCCAAGAGCUUAACCGAGAUUUCGAUGUGGCAGAAGAAAGUGAAGAGCGUGAAGAGAAGAUAUCUGUUUUCGUUCGUUGGAGCUCCAAGGCCGAAAAUGGAUGGAUCUAUAAGAGGAGAGAUUAUAAAGCAGUGCCUUGCGUCUCACGGUAGAUGCAAGUUUCUCAACUGUAAUGAUUCAGGAGGUAAGGACUGUGAUAAUCCGGUUAAGAUCAUGAAGGUGUUUCAGAAUUCAGUGUUUUGUUUACAGCCUUCAGGAGAUUCUUACACUCGGAGAUCGAUAUUCGAUUCGAUUUUGGCCGGUUGUAUACCGGUUUUCUUCAGUCCCGGUUCGGGUUAUAACCAGUAUAAGUGGUAUUUCCCUAAGGAUUAUAAAAAGUUCUCGGUUUACGUACCGGAGAACGGAAUGAAAAAUGGAACGGUUAGUCUUAGGAAUGUGUUGGGUAGGGUUGGUAAGGAGAGUGUUUUGAAGAUGAGGAAUGAGGUUGUGAAGAUGAUACCGAAGAUUAUAUAUGUUAAACCGGGUUUGGUUGGACCGGAAAAGAUUGAAGAUGCGUUUGAGAUUGCAGUGGGUAGGGUUCUUGAGAGGGUGACGAUGGUUAAGAGGAUGAUGGAAGAAGGGAAGGAUCUUCAGAGUGAGUAUUCACAGAUUAGGGAUUUGAAGAAACUUGAGUGA